This is a messenger RNA of Amyelois transitella, 4476 nucleotides long. Its product is annotated as membrane alanyl aminopeptidase. Gene Ontology annotation, biological process: peptide catabolic process; proteolysis. Gene Ontology annotation, molecular function: metalloaminopeptidase activity; zinc ion binding; peptide binding. The record is from RefSeq and is a predicted model, not a curated record. NCBI's taxonomy places the organism in Eukaryota, Metazoa, Arthropoda, Insecta, Lepidoptera, Pyralidae. Gene Ontology annotation, cellular component: cytoplasm. The coding region runs from base 143 to 2911 and encodes 922 amino acids. The transcript is spliced from 15 exons.
GUAAAAUUUACAUUACAAGAAACCACAUAGGAACGUUAUUAUUUCUAGCCUUAUCAAUUUUAUCACUUGAGUGAUGAAUAAAACCGUUGUCACGAUUGAGAUACAAGCAGUCUCCGUUGGUAAACUAUAAGUAGCAUUAGAUAUGGGGCUCCGAAUACUGCUUCCACUACUAUUCAUAGGCUUUACCUAUGGAGACACAAACUACAGACUCAAUACGCCUAUAGUUCCAUCUAAUUACAGAAUAACUGUUAAUCCCACUUUUGAUACAAAUGACUCCCGAGCAUUUACAUUCGAUGGAGAAGUUGUAAUAACUUUUACAACCACAGCACCUAUUGACCAAAUCAAAUUUCAUUCACGAGAUCUAAACUAUACAAUUAAUGAUGUGGAGUUAACUCCAAGCAUCAAUUUUGCUGUAACAAAUCCAUUAGAAUUUAACACAACUUACGAUUUUGCUUUCAUCAAUCUACAAAGUGAAUUAGCGGUAGGUGUCGCUUACACUUUGAGAAUUGUGUACACUGGGCCUAUAAGAACAGAUUUGAACGGAUUCUACAGAAAUUUCUACGUAGAAGGAGGUGUGAAAAAAUGGCUUGGGGCCACCCAAAUGGAGCCGACGCACGCUAGGAAGGUGUUCCCGUGUUUCGAUGAGCCCGGCUUGAAGGCAACAUUCGACUUGACUAUAACCCGACCAGUAAACUUCAAGCCAUCCCUGUCAAAUAUGAAAAUUAUGACAACUGAGAACAUCGUUUCCAACUCCGUCCCAAUGGUGAGAGAAACAUUCUACACCACUCCGAUUAUGCCCACCUACCUCGUUGCUUUUGUUAUCUCAGAAUUCGACGUUAGAAGUACUAACGACAGCAACUUUGGCAUAUAUUCAAGACCUGAAGCCUUGAAUCAAACUGUCUUUGCUUUCGAAUUCGGAGAGAGAGUCGUACGUGAACUUGGUAAUUACUUCGGCAUAGAUUACUAUUCGUCAAAUGAACAUCUCAAGUUGGAUCACGUGGCGUUGCCCGAUUUUAGGGCCGGCGCUAUGGAGAAUUGGGGACUGGUUACUUACAGGGAAGCCUUACUCCUCUACGUGCCCGAGGAAUCUAUGCCCUAUUACAAAUACAGAGUGGCCCAGAUCUUAGCCCACGAGACCACCCAUAUGUGGUUUGGGAACCUCGUCACCUGUCAUUGGUGGAGCGACACGUGGCUCAAUGAGGGCUUCGCCAAUUACUUCCAGGAUUACAUCACUGCUAUGAUUGAACCCGAACUCGGCUCCGACGACAUCCUAGUCACAGGUUCAGUAUACGCUGCUUACGACGCCGACAACUCACCCACUUCACCUCCAAUUUCCAAUGAUGACGUCAACUCUCCUGCAGAGAUCAGUGAUCAUUUUGGAACAAUAACUUACCAAAAAGCCGGCUCCGUCAUAAGAAUGAUCCAUCAUUUGGUCGGUGAUCAAGCGUUCAAGUUCGGAUUGAACUCCUAUUUGAGUGCAUCAAGAUUCGGCUCUGGCUACCCCGACCAGCUUUACGAAGGACUCAACGCUGGAGUGCUGAGCACUAAUGCCAUGUCUUCCUACCCUGGACUCACCAUCAAGGAUGUCAUGAGCUCUUGGAUAACGCAGGCUGGACAUCCCAUUCUCACUGUCAAUGUAGACUAUGAAAGCGCAACAGCAUCUCUAACACAGAAUCGCUUCUAUAUAAACUCGUCUCGUUCAUCUGAGGAAGUAUACAGAAUUCCAAUUACUUACACAACGAAAGCGUCACCAAACUUUUCAGGCACUAAGCCAGUGCUCAUUAUGGAUAAUAAAACACAAAAUAUAUCAUUAAACGGUUCUUUGAAUGAAGACUCCUGGGUUAUAUUCAAUAUUCAGGAAACAGGUUUUUAUAGAGUUAAUUACGAUGACAUUACGUGGGGGAAAAUUGCUCAAGCUUUAAAAGGAGAAGAUAGAAAUAUUAUUCAUCAUUUAAACAGAGCUAAGAUCGUUAAUGACUUAUUUGCAUUCUUCUACGCUGACGUAGUAGAUUUUGGAAGGGUUAAUGAAGUAUUGGAAUUUCUCAAAAACGAGGAAGAUUAUUCAGUUUGGUAUGCGGCUGUUCGUGGGCUGAACAAGUUGAGGAACAGUUACUUGGAGACUGAUGAAGUGAAGUAUAUUGAAGAAUAUGCCCUCAGUCUGAUGGAGAACAUUAUCAAUCAAUUGGGGUACACGCCUCAGUCGGAUGAUAGUUUUGAAACCCUCAGGAACAGGCUUCAAAUUCUGGAAUACGCCUGUAAGGUUGGACAUCAAGGUUGCAUAGAUCAUGUCGUGGAAAUGUUCAGAGGAUUUAAACAGAAUGGCACUUCUGUACCGGUUAGCCUCAGAUCACUAGUUUACUGCAACGGUCUCCGUUACGGUGACGGGUCAGACUAUGACUUCAUGUGGGACAGAAUGCUGACAGUAAACGUGGCUAACGAGGCUAGAACAAUCCUUGAAGUGCUGGGAUGCACUUCUGAUGAAGACAAAAUGAAAGAAUACCUCGACUCAGUUCUACAAGAAGAUAGUCCGAUCAAAACCCAAGACCAGAUAUCCCCUCUCGUGAGUAUUCUGUCUAACAGCAGUCAUGCGGACGUGGUGCUAGAAAACUUAGACUGUUCCCGAUGGAGUAGUGUAUAUCCAUCCAUGGAGACAGUCCUCACGACGAUCGCCUCUUCAUUACACUCUGAAGAAGAUAUUGCUAAGUUCUCAGCCAUCCUGGACAGCAACCAAUGUGAGGCAUCAGCCGUGAACAGGGCCAGAGCCGUCCUCUCCCAGGUCAUAGCGGCAGCAUCCUGGGCAGAAGACCAUAAGGCAGACGUCCUGGAUAGUGUCAGGAAUCGCGCCCAAUUCCUUGUACCGUCCUUUACAAUGCUAACUGUUGUGGUUGGAGCUUUUGUAUUAGCUUAUUAAAGGGCCAAGUGUAAGGUGCUUUUACACGAUUCAACUUGCCAAGCAAAGUCGAAGGCAAACGUUAGACCUCUCUGUAAUAUAAAAAAUCUUUUAUUUUUACACAAAUACGUAUAAAGCAAUUUGUUAACUUUUAUUAGAGAUCUUAUAAGGAUCAUUUAUUUUUAAGUGUACAAUAAGUAGGUACUUAAGUUUAUUAAUAGCUUCAUCAUUGAAACAGUAAAUUGUCAUUGUCAGAAGCUGAUCUAAACUAAUUUAAAGAAGUUGCUAUUAAAAUUUUAAAUUUAAUCAUUUUGCUUAAAAAAAGUAUGCUCUGUUUGGUUGUGACAAAUUUAAAAAAAUUUUUUAAAUUUAAUACGUUAAAAUAAAUUUUUGAGUUUAUUAGUUACAAACAUACACAAAUCUUUUCUAUUUAUUAUAAGUGUGCUUUAGUUGAUCUAUUUCGUAAAUUUUAUUUAGAGACCAGUCUAGAAUGAUAUUAUUUCUAUAUACUGAUUUUUCAGAACUUCAAAAAUGACGGCAUACUGUUAUUAGUAACCAGUUCAUUUUCUAAUAAAGCACAAAGAUUUAUCCUCCAUUUUUGAAGUCGUCUGAAAAAUUAUGGACAUUUUUUUGUUAAUAUGUACAUUUAACUUAAAUAUUUCGUAUGCCUUGUUUUUUUAGUAAAUAAGUAUAAGAGCUAUUAUACAAUAAUAUGUUUACACAGUAAGUAAUAUAUAUAUGCAAAGUAUUUAUUUUUAUAUUUCGAUAUAAGAAGAGAUUUGGCUCCACUUUAAAACUUAUUUAGACACUCGCAUUAAGAAUUAUUUACAAAAAAUAAUUAUAUAAAGUGCGAAAUCAGCGAUAAUUAUUAUGAUUACAAAAUUUGUUGUGUUAAGGUCAAACUAAUUGGAAUAUAAUUAUAUUAUAAGUAAAUGUACAUAAUACUUAUUUGAUGAUGCCCAAUUGGGUUUUUUAGUGGAGAGGUUAAGUAUAUGCCAAAUGAAAUUGGCUAAGUUAGCCUUUUUUAACCUUUAACUUUAAUAUUUUCACUUAAAUAAUAAGAAAAUGUUAAGCAGACCCUAGAUAUACAUUUUCAAUGCAUUCAGGAACUUUUAAUUCACAAAAUCGUUUCAAAAUUGUUGUCCGUCCGCGUGACGCCAUUCUUAAAAGGAUUUUACAAAAAAACACUAAUAAAUUCAAGAAAAAAGAAGGGGUUCUAAACGAAAAAACAUCUAAAUUAAUAGUUUGUAAGUCGAUGAGUGGUAACAACAAUAUAACGCAAUGACCUGCUAAAUAGUUGACAUCACACUAUUAAAUCUGAAAGAAAUAAAAAUGAAAACCUUCUUAAAUCGCUAAAUAAGAUGCAAAGGCUUGUUUUUAUACAAGUUUUACUUUUAAAGCAAAAUAGAAAAUACGUUGGUUAGAAAAAAACAUUACAAAAAAAAAAUUACAAUUCUAUUAGGCAAUGGUACAGGCAACCUAGUAAAGGUUUCAAUUUUUAGUUAAGUAUGUUGUAUUAUUACUCUUUGUAUUAUUCAGUUACGUGUAAUUAAGGUUUUCACAAUAAAGUUUGUUAAUAAAAAGUA